This is a messenger RNA of Telopea speciosissima, 559 nucleotides long. RefSeq lists its product as uncharacterized. The coding region runs from base 14 to 451 and encodes 145 amino acids. NCBI's taxonomy places the organism in Eukaryota, Viridiplantae, Streptophyta, Magnoliopsida, Proteales, Proteaceae. The record is from RefSeq and is a predicted model, not a curated record. The transcript has a single exon.
UUAGAAUAAAGCAAUGGUUCAAACUAUACAAACCCUUUCCUCCCCUGUGCAUCUUCCCAACUUCCGGUGCCGGAAAACAGGACAGGUGCAUCGCAGCAAGCGAUAUACGAUGACGGUUUCUGCAGCGAAAAGAGAUGAUGAUUACGAUGGUAGGAGUAGGACAGGGAAGCUUGUGGACGAGAACAUGGUAGUAUUGAGGAAGCGAAUUCAGGAGAUGAAGAUGGUGGAGAGGAAUGAAGAAGCUCCGGAGUAUUGGAUGGAGUGGGAGAAGAGGUAUUACACAAAUUACUACUACUCUGACGUAUAUGAAGCCGUGGGUUUGCUUCAAACCCAACUCAUGGAAACCAGGCCAAGCGUAGCUUUGGGAAUGGUUGCUCUUGUCAUUGUUAGUGUGCCCACGUCAACGUUCAUGGUGGCCUUGCAUUUGAUGAAGAUGGCCAAUUGGAUCUAAUUAUCUUCAGGGUUUCACCUCUCUUGGUCUUAGUCCUAUAGGCAAUGUUUCAUUUAUUCCACUCCUUUUUCUUUCAUAUUUUUUGGCUCUUAAUUAGCAUUGUUAGCU